AUGAAACCUCUAACCUGGAUCCGCGCCGUUGUCCUCUGGCUCCUAGAGUUCCUUGAUGAAGGCGGUUUCCGAUAUCCGUUUCCCCCUUUUCUUCCAAAUGUUACUCGACACCCUUUUCUUAUCCCUGGUCCCCCGGACUCAUCCAACAGUGACGCUGUUGUCCUGCACCAAUUCCCUGGACCCUUGGAAGUUCCCCAGGAAUCAGAAGCCACUACUGGAUCCUACCACGUUGCUCCUACACAGGUUGUUAAGGGACCUAACGACUGA
Molecule: messenger RNA, 267 nt
Organism: Fibroporia radiculosa
Lineage: Eukaryota; Fungi; Basidiomycota; Agaricomycetes; Polyporales; Fibroporiaceae
Exons: 2
Coding region: 1-267 (88 amino acids)
Source: RefSeq, a predicted model, not a curated record